Molecule: messenger RNA, 1084 nt
Organism: Diospyros lotus (date-plum)
Lineage: Eukaryota; Viridiplantae; Streptophyta; Magnoliopsida; Ericales; Ebenaceae
Product: ethylene-responsive transcription factor ERF106-like
Exons: 1
Coding region: 208-891 (227 amino acids)
Biological process (GO): regulation of DNA-templated transcription; ethylene-activated signaling pathway
Molecular function (GO): DNA-binding transcription factor activity; DNA binding
Source: RefSeq, a predicted model, not a curated record
CACCAAGUUGUGCAGUGCCCCCACUCCUUUCUAAUAUAUAUCACCAUCAUUCAUUGCAUGAAGAAUUAGAGGAUAAGCUCCAGACUUCAGCCUUCAGCCCCAAACCAUAUAUGUAUAUAUACAUCCCCCCAUUUCUUCCUUCCACAAUCUCAAACAAACACCACUCCCGCCUCCACUCUCUCUCUCUCUCUCUCUCUGAAUUUGAAGAUGAUGAUGAUGACCUCGACUGGAAGAAGCACAGAAGAAGAAGAGGAGGAGUUGUUGGCUCUGGAGCUCAUACGCCAACACCUCCUCGGCGACUUCACCUCUACCGACACCUUCAUCUCCUCCCUCAACUUCUCUUCUGCAUCCCCAUCUCUUCUCACCUCCGACAAAUCCGAUCUUUCUCCCUCGGCCUCGGGCUCCAACUCCCCCACUUCCCAAUCCCUCAAUCCCGACUGGGAUUUCUCCAAUCUCUACCAUCACUUCUCCGACUACCAACUCAAGCCUGAGCUCGUUGCUUCCGACAAUACCAAGCCUUGGGCGGAGGGGUACGACGGGUCGGGUUGCGUUCAUUCUGCCGCCGCCUCCGCCGACCGGAGGCAUUACAGAGGCGUACGGCGGCGGCCCUGGGGCAAGUACGCGGCGGAGAUCAGAGACCCGACCCGGAAAGGGUCCCGGAUGUGGCUCGGGACGUUCGACGCGGCUAUUGACGCGGCGCGAGCCUACGACUGCGCGGCAUUCAGGAUGAGGGGCACCAAGGCCAUCCUCAACUUCCCCCUCGAAGCCGGGAAGUCCGAGCCGCCGCCCAUCACGGGGCGCAAGCGCCGCCCGGGUAGAACCCUUAAACCCGGGUUGUGUCCGGGUCAUGUUGCGACCAAGUGCGAAACGACGACGUCUUCCUCGUCUUAAAGCAUAAAUAAAUAGGAGGAGGAGGAGGGGCUGGUCCCAGUGUGAAGUGUUAAAAUAGGUUUAAGAGUGCAUAGUAUAUUAUAAUAUAUAUAUAUAUAUAUUCUUUUUUUUUCAAGAAUGUAAGUAUUAAACAUACAUAUAUAUAUAUAAUAUAUUAUAAUGAAUGUUAUGUGAAAUUAAAAUGGACCGACAA